GGGUUUAGGGUUAGGGUUAGGAUCAGGGCUAUGGUUAGGGGGUUUAGGGUUAGGGUUAGUGGAUAGUUAAUUGAAAUGUUGUUGACAGUUAUCGAACAUUUACUGGACAUCUACAAAACAUCUACUUUGGACUUUCCAAAUAGUGUUACCCCAGCAUGCCAUGCUAUGAGACUGGAGAGGAUGAGGUUCAAUAGUGUUACAGGAUGAUAUAAUCUCAAAUAUUGUGUUUUGGCCAGCAUCCAUGUAAAAAGGUCAAUAGGCUAACCUGUAGUCCUCAGUGUUUAUUAUCAUAUGCAAAUAUUUACAUUGAUAUGACCACACAUUGACCAAGAAUAAAAACCACCACUGCAUACAAAUGAGAAAAGAGCAGGUACUGGGCUGCAAUUAAUUAUGUUGCAUAGCCUACAUUUUAAACAUCAUUAAUGAGUGAAUAAAACUGUUUUGAUCAUACAAAGAUUGAUAGAAUAAUGCAUUUUAUGAAUGCCUAGUUUGAUAUUAAAAUAACACUAUUAAAAAAACAAUACAAUCAUAAUACACUAUCAAAUAGGUUAUUUAUUACACAGUAAUAGCCUAGAGGAGGGAUUACAAACCACAUUUUGCAAUCUCCAUCUAUGUCUUUAAAUCCUGAAGCAAGCACCUCCCUCUCUUGAGUUGCUCCUCAACAACAUUUCCUCUGCAUCGGAAUAGCAAAGGGAGAACAUGCUCCAAGUAGUGCGACAGUCAGUGUCGAAUAGUUCUUGUUAAUGUCUGGUGUUAUUAUUGCAUAGGAACAAAUGCACGAGGAUUUGCUUACCUGGAUGUGCGUAUAAGUGGUUAGAGGGAAAUCAACGCUCCCGCUCAAACCCGUAAUUUGAUACAUUUUUCAAACAUUUGAGCUUUGAUGUUUGAGUUUAACAAGUUCCAGUGUUUCUCCUCGAAAUAGUUAUUUGUCUCUCGGUGUACAAUGUAACGUUAGCGUAAUUUGUGUAUUAGCCUACCUGUAUGAAUGUAACAUGAUAUUUAGUUCGAUAUGACUAAUGUGACUCCAAGUAAAAGCGUAGAAUGGCUCCAACUCGAGUUGGAAUCCGGGGGAGGUUCGCUGCUUUUGUUGGACUGCCGAUCGCACGAGCUUUACGAAUCAUCCCACAUAGAAACGGCGAUCAAUUUGGCAAUUCCAGCAUUGAUGCUGCGAAGGUUCAAGAAGGGCAACAUACCCAUCCGAACUAUCAUACCGAACCACGAAGACAAGGAGAAAUUCGUUAGACGUUGCAAUACAGAUACAGUGAUUCUGUACGAUGAGUGCACUGUGGACUGGCAGGAUGGGGCCACAGUCUCGGUUCUGGGACUACUUCUUCAGAAACUAUGGGACGACGGCUGUAAAGCAUAUUACCUGGAAGGGGGAUUUGGGAAGUUUCAAACCGAGUACCCAGAGCACUGUGAGACCCUCCUGGACAGCUCCUGUCCCAGCUCCUCUCCCCCGCUCUCCGUCCUAGGCUUCGGAAGUCUCCGGAUCAGUUCCGACCUCUCAGAUGGUGAAUCGGACCGCGAGCCGAGCAGCGCCACAGAGUCUGAGGAGAGCCCCCUUCCCAACAACCAACCUGCCUUCCCAGUCCAGAUCCUUCCCUACCUUUACCUGGGCUGUGCCAAAGACUCCACUAACCUGGACGUGCUGGGCCAGCACAACAUCAAGUACAUCCUGAACGUCACACCCAACCUCCCCAACAUGUUUGAACAUGACGGCCUCUUUACAUACAAGCAGAUCCCCAUCUCGGACCACUGGAGUCAGAACCUGUCCCAGUUCUUUCCAGAGGCCAUAUCCUUCAUCGAUGAGGCUCGGUCCAAGCAGUGUGGCGUCCUGGUACACUGUCUGGCUGGCAUCAGCCGUUCUGUGACCGUGACCGUGGCCUACCUGAUGCAGAGGCUCAACCUGUCCCUUAACGACGCCUAUGACUUUGUCAAGAGGAAGAAGUCCAACAUCUCCCCCAACUUCAACUUCAUGGGCCAGCUGCUGGACUUCGAGAGGACACUGGGGCUGCACAGCCUGUGUGACAACCGCUCCUCGUCCAAUGAGCAGCUCUACUUCACCACGCCGACCAAUCACAACGUGUUCCAGUUGGACACGCUGGAGUCGACGUGAGGAGACGGAGAAGACAGGGUUUGGCUGCCAUGUUGUUUCAUCAGUGUCGCCAUGGUAUUUUGUUGCCUGUAAGGAAGAGGAAAAUACUCCUGGAACUGCAACUGGUGGAGAGAGACUGAGGAGACUCACCUGUCAUGCAAGUUAUUUAAGUAUGGAUUCUUAUAGGACACGGUGCUCCCCAUUAUACUUUAAAAAGUACAUGCUCUGUUUGGUCCACGCUCUGAUGCCUUAUCGUCUAUAAUAGUGAAUGACGGUAUGGUUAUUGCAGGAAAUGUAAUUAUUAUGAGCUAACUCUAAAAUGGUUGUAGAUGGUUUAACUGUCAUUUCAUAUUCACCAGAUGUAAAGUGGAUGUGUCAGUUGUUUUCCUAACAACUGUGGCUAAUGCAUUGGUCUGAAGGGAGAUUUUGGCCAUGGAGAAUGUGAAUCAAUGUUUUCUGGGAACAAAAGGAGAUUUUUUUGAAUGGUACUUUUGCUGAGGGGAUUGGGCUACUUUAAGUUGGCCUUGAAUGACUUUAACUUUCCUAUUGAUGACUGUUCUAAACGUCUUCAUUUGCAGCUAUCUCUCUAAACAUCAGUAUGGAGUGAUCAUGGAAAACAGUAGGUGACAAAUGCUAUGUUAUGUUCUCUACUUUGCUGUCAUCUUCAGAGUAAACAUUUGUGUUUUCCAUUUGAUAAUGUAGGAAUGCAAUACAUUAUGUCAGAACAUUACCGUUUUACCUUUGUUGCACAGAGACAGGUCACCCUCUGAAAAAUGUUAAAGAUGAAACACCUAUAGUUUUUAUUUGCAUAGCUCUUGUAAAUUGUGAUAAUUAUAAUAACAUUGCAUUGUUUGCAUGUAAUCAAGUUUAACUUCUGUUCUGUACCUCUUCUGCCUGUUGUUCCUGUGGCCUUUAUCAUACCGUCUAAGUUAACAUAACACUUAACUGUCUUUAACCAAGGAUUGUCAUAUGCCAUGCUUGAAAUGAAUGACUUGUAUAUGAUAGUUAUGAUCCAUAAUGGACAUUUGUACCUUGUUUAUUAAGUAAUGUAUAAGUCAUGUUUAGACAAUCUUCAGCCUGCAGCUACUCUUCCUGUGGCGGAACUGUGUUAAGGGAAACAUGCAGUGUGUUUUGAUCCGUUCUGUAUUUGUCAGUAAUGUCUCAGAACGAGUCAGCUCGAAGUUGAAUGUUUUAGUGAAUGAGAGAGGGAAUUAAAUGAAACGAGUGAUGAUGAUGCUAAAUGUGUUCUUACCUCACAGAGAGACAUUUUCAGGGAUUUUUAUAUAGCACAUUUGUAUGUUGUUACAGCCUCUGAAAUACAUCAAAGGGCUGUGUUUAUUUGUAUGUGUUUGUAAAAGAUGUACAUAAGAUUAGCUUGGUAACGUGGGACAUUUUCUCUGAAUCAUGAAGGAUGUGAAGUGAAAUUGACCCGAUUACAGUAUGUAUAGUGUAUGUAAAACUAAAUGUACAACACAGUAAUGUACAAGUUUAUACAACAAAUAUAUUGUAUAUUUUUUACCUUUAAA
Molecule: messenger RNA, 3621 nt
Organism: Coregonus clupeaformis (lake whitefish)
Lineage: Eukaryota; Metazoa; Chordata; Actinopteri; Salmoniformes; Salmonidae
Product: dual specificity protein phosphatase 7
Exons: 3
Coding region: 1010-2116 (368 amino acids)
Biological process (GO): negative regulation of MAPK cascade; protein dephosphorylation
Cellular component (GO): cytosol; cytoplasm
Molecular function (GO): MAP kinase tyrosine/serine/threonine phosphatase activity; protein tyrosine/threonine phosphatase activity
Source: RefSeq, a predicted model, not a curated record